Messenger RNA from Plasmodium gaboni, 4209 nucleotides. RefSeq names its product putative ABC transporter. The record is from RefSeq and is a predicted model, not a curated record. NCBI's taxonomy places the organism in Eukaryota, Apicomplexa, Aconoidasida, Haemosporida, Plasmodiidae. The transcript has a single exon. Gene Ontology annotation, molecular function: ATPase-coupled transmembrane transporter activity; ATP binding; ATP hydrolysis activity. Bases 1 to 4209 code for a protein of 1402 amino acids. Gene Ontology annotation, cellular component: ATP-binding cassette (ABC) transporter complex.
AUGUUUCUUGAAUUAUAUUUUUACCUGAUAUUAUGUUGUUAUAUAUCAUUUAAUAGUAGUUUACAAGUUAAUAAAACUAAUCAAUAUUUUUUAAACAGUUCAUAUAAUAAAAAGGGCAGUACUAAGCCCUCCAGAAGAAAAAAAAAUUUGUUUAUAAACGAUCUGUUUUUAGGUGAACGCGUAAAAACAAAAAAACGCACCUUUAAAUAUUGUCAACAAUGUAAACAUAAGAAAAAUGUAGAAUGGGGUAAGGAUUAUAUGUGUGAUGAGGAAAAGAAGAAGAAAAAAAAAAGUGGAAAAAAUAAAAAAAAUGAUAUAUAUGAUUUGGAUGAAGAUGAGGAAGGUAUUAAAUCGAAACGUUAUUAUGAUGAUUAUCAUGUAGAAAAUGAGAAUGAUAUAGAAUAUGAUACAAAUGAAGAUGAAUAUGAUGAAGAAGCCGAAGAAGAUGAAUAUGAAGAAGACGAAUAUGAUGAUGAAGAAGAAGAAGAUGAAUACGAUGAAAAAAAUGAUGAAGAAUAUGAUGAAGAAUAUGAUGAAGAAUAUGAUGACGAAAAUGAUGAAGAAUAUGAUAAAGAAUCAGAUGAAGAAGACGUGGAUGAACACUUAAAAGAACGUUUAAUGAAAAAGAAAUUAUUUUACUCCAAACUGUUUAAUAUUGAUGAAAAUGAGAACGAAUUUAAUGUUUUGUCACCAAAAUAUAAUAUGAAUAUUUAUAAUAUUUUAGAAAAAAAAUAUGAUCAGAAUGAAGAGAAUCAAAUUGUUUUAACAAUUAAGAAUUUAAAUUAUGAAAUAAAUAAUAGAAAAUUAAUUACUAAUUUAAAUUUACAAUUAAAUAAAACUGAAUGUAUUGGUUUGAUUGGAAAUAAUGGAUGUGGGAAAACGACUUUGUUGAAUUUAAUUUAUGAAAAUUCUGAUAAUAAAUCAAAGAAUUUUAUAUUAAAUAAUAAAAUAAAAAAGAAGGAAGAUGCAUUAUCUGUUAAUAAAUUUAAUUUGAAUACAUUAUCUUCGUUUGUUAAAAAAAAUGAUUUUAGUUUAUUAUAUAAAAUAUUAUCAUAUAUGAAAAAUAAUUCCAUAGAAUUAAGUAAUUUACCAACUUUGAUUGAAAAUAAAAGUGUUCAUCAUAAUAUUUUGCAAGAACAAAAUAAAGAUAAAAACAAUAAUAGUAAAAAUAAUAUUUACAAUAAUAAUAAUAAUAAUGAGUUGUUUUACAAAAAUGAAGUUUUUUAUUUUAAACAAAACAUACAUCUUCUUGAAAAUAAUAAUUUAACUAUUUUUGAAAAGGUCUUGAAGUUUUAUGAUAACACUUUGGAAAAGUAUGAAAUAUUAAAUUAUAUAGAAGAUAAUUUUGGUAAGUAUGAAAAAUAUGAUACUAUAAAAAAAUAUGGAUUGAAAGAUAACCAAAGAAAAGAUCAAACAGAAAAAAGAAAUCAUGAUAUUAUAAAAGAAGAUAUAAAAAAUGAUAAUAACGAUAUUUUUAUUACAGAACAAAAUAAGAAUGAUGAAAAAUUAUUACAAAAAAGUUCUAUUUCAAGUAGUAACCAAUUUAAUAAUGUCAAUACAUAUGAUGCAUCCAAUGUAUUAAAAAAAAAGAAUGAAGAAGAUUUUUUAAAAUCAGAAUAUUUUAAAUUAAUUUUAAAAUUAUAUAUGCACGAUAAAGAAAACAUUUAUAAAGAAAUUAAUAAUAUAAAAAUGAAUUUUAAUAAAUAUGUAAAUAUAUUAAAUUUAAAAAAUUUUUUGAAUGUGAAAUUAUGUCAUCUAAGUAAUGGUUAUAUUAUUCGUGUUUAUUUGUUAUUACUACUUUUAAGUGAAUCUAAAUUAUUAUUAAUUGAUGAAAUAAAUAAUAAUCUUGAUAUAUUCAAUAUAUUCUUUAUAAUGAAUAUAUUUAAAUAUUCUUUAAAAUAUAAAAAACUUGCAAUCAUAUUAGCUACACAUGAUUUUUUUUUAGUAAGCAAAUUAUGUAAUAGAAUUUUAGACUUUAAUAAAAUUUCAGGAUAUGAUAUAGAUCUUAAUAAUUUGUCUCUAUUAAAAAAAAUCAAUAAACAUAAUAAUCACAAUGAUGAGGAUUAUGAUAUUUAUAUGGAUGAUAUGACUAACAAUAAAACAAAUGAUAAAAAAUCUAAUUUAACCUAUUUUAAAGGAAAUUACACCGAUUAUUUGAAUAAUAUGAAAAUAUUAUUUGAAAAUAGAAAAAAGAAAAAAGAAGAACUGAAAAAAAUAUUAGAUCAAAUAAAUUCUGUAAUAUCAAAAAGUAAAAAGAAAAAGAAAAAUGACUUCAUACAACCAUUUGUAAAAAAAAAAGAAGAAGAAUUAAAGUUGUAUCAAAAUAUUAAUUCUAUUUUGUUUGAUACAAAAUUAGAUUAUCAAUAUUUGUAUUACAAUUUAAUCUAUAGUAAUAAAAAAAAUGCUGACACAAAAGCAAAAGGAAAAGAAAAGGAAAAGGAAAAGGAAAAAGAAAAAGUAAUGGCAACAAAUCCUACUUUUACAAACGAACACAAGAAAAAUGGGGAUAAUGUUAAAGGGGAUGUAAUAAAUGAGAAGGUGGAUUAUGAGAGUAAUGUGUGUGAUACAAAUGAAGGUGUAGAAAAGGAAGAAAAUAAAGAAAAACAAAAAAGACAGCAUCAAGAACAAGAACAACAAGAAGAACAACAAAAACAUGAACAACAUGAACAACAUGAACAAGAGGUAGAUAACAAUUAUGACAAUGAUGAGGAUAUAAAAAAAUUCAUAUAUAAUAAAUUUAACGAUGUUGAAGGCAAUAUGAAUAAGAAUAUCCUUAUCGAUAUGAGCAAGAAAAUAAAGAACAAUGAACUUAUUGAGACAGGAGAAAAAUAUGGAACAAAUAAUAUGCCAUUAUAUGAAUUUGAGAAUUUUUCUUUUUAUUUUUUAAAUAAAAAUAAUAAAAAAAAAUAUAUAUUUAAAAACAUGAACUUAAACAUUAAUAGUGGGGAAAAUGUGUUAUUACUUGGGAAGAAUGGAAUUGGCAAAUCAACACUUUUUAAAAUAUUAACUAAUAAAUAUAAUUUUGUAUUAAAAGAAAAGGAAAAUAAGUUAAAAGAAAAAAAAAGUAUUUAUGUAUAUGGUGAUAAUGAUGAUAUGAUGGAUACAAAUCUUUCGAACAUAAUAAAUGACGAAAAUAUUGAAAAUAGAAAAAAGAAUUAUAAUUUUGAAGGUACAAUUAAUUGUAAUUUUAAAAAUGUUUUGUUAACAUACUUUGAACAAAAUAUGAUAAAAAAAUUAAAUGCUGAAAUUAAUGAUUAUUUUAAAAAUUUAAUUGAAAAGGUAAAUUAUGAACCUAUUAAUUUUUAUAAUAAUUAUAAUAAUAAUAAUGAUGAUGAUAUUAUAUCCAAUGAAAAUUUUUGUUUUUAUAUAUUAAAUAAAACCAAAUUAUUUUAUAAUGAAAAAAUAGAUAAUAUUGAAGAGAAAAUAAAUAAAUUAUUAAAAAUUUUUUUUAUUGAUAGUAAUACAUCUAUUAAAGAUAAAAGUGGAGGUGAAAAAGUCCGUAUAUUAUUUCUUUCUUUAUUUUUAAAAAAAUCAAAUUUAUUAUUAUUAGAUGAAAUAAAUAAUAAUCUUGAUAUUUAUUUAAAAAAUUUAUUAUUAAAUUUUCUUAAUUAUAUUUAUCAAGGUAGUUAUAUAUUAACUACACAUGAUUUCUAUAUAAUAAAAAAUCUAAAUAAUAUUCAUAAAAUUAUUUAUAUAUUUGAUUAUCAAAAUAUUUUCACAUUUUAUAAUGUUCAAGAUUUUAUUCAAAACUUUUAUAAUUUCAUUCUUAAUUCUUUUAAUUUGUGUAAUGCUGAAUUAAAGGAUCAUGAAUAUAUACAAAAAAAAAGAGAUAAAGUUAGAUUACAUAAUUAUUCAAAUUAUGUUAAUUCGCAAAACAUUUUACACUCUAAUAAUGUUCUACAAAAUAAUAUUCAUCUAUCAUCUCCUUAUGAUACCAACAAAAAUGAUCUCAUAAAUAACCAAUUAAAUAUAGACCAAUUAAAUAAUAGUGCGAAUUAUCAAAAAUAUCUAUAUGAUAAUUAUGAUUAUGAAAUUUUACAAUUUUUAAAAAAACAGUUUGAAAAAGAUAAUAAUGAAAGAAAAAAUUAUGAACAAAUAAAUAUACAAGAAGAAAUUUUUCAAAAAAAAAAAAUUAAUAAAAAAAAUUUUGGAGGUAAAGGAACCUCAGGAAAAAUUAAAAUUAAAAAUUGGAAAAGAUGGAAGAAAUAA